Molecule: messenger RNA, 675 nt
Organism: Suillus bovinus
Lineage: Eukaryota; Fungi; Basidiomycota; Agaricomycetes; Boletales; Suillaceae
Exons: 2
Coding region: 1-675 (224 amino acids)
Source: RefSeq, a predicted model, not a curated record
AUGAAGCUUUCUCUUGUCUUCAGCGCCCUCGCGCCCAUUAUGAUUCUUGCUACAGCGCACCCUAUGCAAGGAGCCAUCGCGAAACGUUCAUAUGUAGAGAAGCGCGAGGAUCUCGGACUUGACGCCGAUGAUUUCGACUACAGCAAUUACGAAACCAACGCUGAUGACUUCAGUUAUGGCUCAUACCAGAACGGGGUCGAGAGGAAGCGCGGGGAACAGGUCGACGCCGAAGACUUCGACUACAUCAAUUACGAAACCAACGCUGAUGACUUCAGUUACGGCUCGUACCAGAAUGGGGUCAAGAGGAAGCGUGGGGAACAAGUCGACGCUUAUGACUUCGACUAUAUCAAUUACGAAACCAACGCUGAUGACUUCAGUUAUGGCUCAUACCAGAACGGGGUCAAGAGGAAGCGUGGGGAACAAGUCGACGCCCAAGACUUCGACUAUAUCAAUUACGAAACCAACGCUGAUGACUUCAGUUACGGCUCAUACCAGAAUGGGGUUGAUAGGAAGCGCGAGGAGCUUGAGACCGUUGAUUUCAACUAUCGCAAUUAUGAACUCAACGCUGAUGACACCAGUUACGGCUCCUACUCGAAUGGUGUUGAGAGGAAGCGCGGGGAACUUGAUGUCGAUGAAGAAAAGCGCGAGGAAGUUGCCGUCGGUGACUUCAACUAG